AAAGGUCCCCGCAGGACUGUCCUGGAGAUGGGAGAGCAAGCAGGAAAGAAGCAGAAGGACCCCCAAAGGAGGAGGGACACCCAGGGCCAGGUGGACAGAGGCCAGCUGUGAAGGGAGGCCCAGGAGAGGAAGCAGAGACGCCGGAGAAGGGCCAGACCCCACGCCCCGCGACCGCCUUUCCUCAGCCUCCACCUGCAGGACGGCAGGGGCCCAGGGCCCCAGAGGCUCCUUCUGGAGUCUGGAAGCAGCAGGAUUGAAGGAAGCCCAGGUUUCUGGAAAGAUCCCCCAAGCUCCAGCGCAGCCCAAGGCCAAGUGGUCAGCUGGGGCCCACGGGUGGCACCCCAACCUCCCAGGGGCUGGCCAGAGCCCGCAGGAAGGGCCACAGGCCAGAGAGAGGGCAGAGGUGGACACACUCCUUCCCCGUCUGGAGGCCGACCUGGGGCGUCCUGCCACCCCUGCUCACCCUUGUCUCUUCGUCCUCCCCUGGGCUGUGACCUCGGGGACCCUGGCCUGGGCUGGUGAUUGUGAAAGCAGCCGCGUCUCAGAGCACCCCAGGUUGGCAGUGCUGCCUCCUGUGACUUCAGGUUGCUGAGGCUGAGGGCCCAGGACGCAGGCCAGUGGCCUUCCUGCAGGGAGCCGCCCUCUGGGUCCCGGGUGUAUUUGGAAGUCCAUGGAAGUCCCCGCCGUCUCAGGAUCGUGCCUGGAUCAUCCAACGGGAGGCUCCCCCUUCUGCAGCUCCACCUGCCCUCUGGGUCCCGCGGGGCUCAGAGAAGGAAGCACGCCACCCUCUGCGGGCACCCUCCUGGGCACACGGAGCCCGCCACACACAGCUGCCCUGAGGAGGCGCCCCGGGGCGCCCUGCUCCCUGCAGGGGCAUGGAGGGGAAGAGCUCGGGGUGCUGUGAGGCCCCCAAGAAGCUGGGCCUGUCCUUCUCCAUCGAGGCGAUCCUCAAGAGGCCCACGGAGAGGAGAGGUGCAGCCGGGUCACCAGGGGCCGGUGGAGGGAGCCCCGGGCAGGCAGCGGUGGAAAGUUCCAGGCUGGCGAAGUCCCCGCAGCACCAGCCCCCGGAAGAGAGGAAGAGCAGGCGCAGGGUCCGCACCACCUUCACCACGGAGCAGCUGCGGGAGCUGGAGAAGACCUUCCAGCUCACCCACUACCCCGACGUCCACGUCCGCAGCCAGCUGGCCACCAGGAUCAACCUGCCAGAAGCUCGGGUGCAGAUCUGGUUCCAGAAUCAGCGAGCCAAGUGGCGGAAGCAGGAGAAGACCGGCAGCCUGGGCGCCCUGCAGCAGCUGGGUGAGGCCGACGUGGCCCUGCCCGUGAACCUGGACGUGGCUGAGGUGGGCGGGCUCCGUGCUGACCCCCUCGGCUCUGCCCGGGCUGGCUCCCCCCACAGGCUGCUACCCACCUGCUCAACGUCAGCUGCCCUCUGCCUGGGUCCCCGCCCACGUGGCCCUCCUCCCGCAGCACCCGUGGGAGAUGCCACCCUUCCCGGGCCCUCUGCUCCCCCAGACCUGCCUCCCCGCCCUCGGCCUCCUUCCACCUCCGCACCCCAGCUGGGGCGGCAUCUGUGCCACUUCAACCUAGGAACCAGAAAUCCCCUCUCUCUGGUGACAGCAGGCAGCAGAGGGUGCCCUGGGUCUCAGGGAAGACCCUGUCUUGACCUGCCAUCGGAAGGGGGCACGGGCCUCCGUAGCAGGGUGGACAGCAGGGGACCGCACUCGUCUCUCCAGCCCAAGUUGCUCUCCUGGUGCAGAAAGCAAGCUGAACGGGAAUGCGUAGGGGGUCCUCUGGCUCCUGAGCUUCCUUGAACUUGCUGUGCCACCUCCAGAAGGUCACUUGCCCUCUCUGGACCUCGUCUGUGACAUAAAGCAGUUGGACAAGAUGACUUCUGGACACACUUGUCUCCCUUCCUUUGAUGAGGCAGAGAGGAGGCCGCAGAAGUGUGGUUCCUCGCGCACUCAUUCAACACGCGUC
Ictidomys tridecemlineatus (thirteen-lined ground squirrel) is the source of this 1977-nucleotide messenger RNA. The record is from RefSeq and is a predicted model, not a curated record. Lineage: Eukaryota; Metazoa; Chordata; Mammalia; Rodentia; Sciuridae.